Messenger RNA from Dibothriocephalus latus, 237 nucleotides. NCBI's taxonomy places the organism in Eukaryota, Metazoa, Platyhelminthes, Cestoda, Diphyllobothriidea, Diphyllobothriidae. The record is from the annotation of a GenBank genome assembly.
AUGCAUCCACGCCCCACUGCUGAGAAUAUAGCCGUUCUCUCUGCCAUUUUAAACAGAAAUGAACUUAUAUUUGAUGAUGGUGAUGAGGAUGACGACGAUGCUGCUGAUGAUGAUGAUGACGACGACGACAUGAUGAUGAUGAUGAUGAUGAUGAUGAUGAUGAUGAUGAUGAUGAUGAUGGCUGAUGAUGAUGAUGAUGAUGAUGAUGAUGAUGAUGAUGAUGAUGAUGAUGGAUGA